CAUUCUUCCAUCUAAUAUCCAUCCCUUGAUUGAUCCCUCCCACCACUAACACAUCGAACGAAGAGUAACCACUCACGCCCUCACAAUGGUUGCAAUGUACACUAUCGCUGGCCGACAAGUCGGUUCCCACGUUCUCGCAAUGGCAACCCUCGGCACUUUCUUCACGUUAUCGGCGUUGGCCAUUGGUGGUGGUGGGAAGAAAAAGGAGACUAGCCCUCCUAUUCAAGCCAGUAGCAGUGACGAGGAAAAGUUCAUCAAGGAAUUUCUAGCGAAGGCCGAUGCGGAAUCGAAAACAAACCGUUGAGCGUGGGACAUUGUCGGGAGCGGUGAACAGCUAUGAAUUGAAUUCCCAGAAUUGCGUGCAUAUUGUGUUAUGGAAAUCGAUAGAUUCUUGAAACAAAAA
Molecule: messenger RNA, 403 nt
Organism: Tuber melanosporum (Perigord truffle)
Lineage: Eukaryota; Fungi; Ascomycota; Pezizomycetes; Pezizales; Tuberaceae
Exons: 3
Coding region: 86-304 (72 amino acids)
Biological process (GO): proton motive force-driven ATP synthesis
Source: RefSeq, a predicted model, not a curated record